Molecule: messenger RNA, 456 nt
Organism: Prunus armeniaca (apricot)
Lineage: Eukaryota; Viridiplantae; Streptophyta; Magnoliopsida; Rosales; Rosaceae
Source: the annotation of a GenBank genome assembly
AUGGUUCGGGUGAUCACGAUAGUCCUAAUGAUCGUUCUUGGCGUUCUCGCUCCCGUGAUAGGGAUGAGUUUACUGAUAUUGCAUCUCCUCCCACUUCAUCAUGUUGUCAUCGGGGCUGGUCUCACUUUGGAUGAAGUUCACUCCCUGGUACCACCUCCACCGAUCCUGCCUGAGCUGGAGUUUGGUCCUCUUCCCAUGGAUAUUCCCCCAAUGAGUUCUCUGAAGGUUUACCGAAGAAGAAGGGUCGUGGCAGACCCCAAAAAAGAGGAUGAUGGUUCACAUAAUGCAUCCAGUAAAACCAAUGUGAAGCGCAAGCAACUAGAUGAGGUGGUUAUAUGUGGUGAUUUAUUGGUGUAUGUUGCAGAUUGCGUUGGUCAUAAACGCUUCUGUAGUGGCGAUCGUUCUAAUAAGGCCAAGGAGACUAAUCUUGUGGAGUCUCCUGAGGGUCCACCUUAG